Pipra filicauda (Wire-tailed manakin) is the source of this 984-nucleotide messenger RNA. RefSeq names its product Cbp/p300 interacting transactivator with Glu/Asp rich carboxy-terminal domain 1 (gene CITED1). The transcript has a single exon. NCBI's taxonomy places the organism in Eukaryota, Metazoa, Chordata, Aves, Passeriformes, Pipridae. Gene Ontology annotation, cellular component: nucleus. The record is from RefSeq and is a predicted model, not a curated record. Gene Ontology annotation, biological process: regulation of DNA-templated transcription. Bases 309 to 716 code for a protein of 135 amino acids.
CAGACCGGGAGGACACAGAGGAACCCAGCCUGGAAGGGCGGGACACGGGGGCCGGCCGGGGGCCGGAGGGGCAGGUGGUGCCAGCACCGCCCCCCUGGGCUGUCCCGCCCCGUCCCCCCCUCCCUGCCCGACCGACUCGCCCGACGGCCCAGCAUCCCUUCGCCUUCCCCCGCGCCGUGGCCGCUAUAAAUCAGACGGCGGCGGCUGCCCCCGGGGAGCGGGGCUACCCAGGCGCUGCGACCGGGCUGCCUCUCCAGCCUCCCUCCCCGUCUGGAUACCUCGCCGGACCACCCCCGCAGAGCCCGGAGAUGAGCUCUCCACAAUCCCGUCCCCGGGGCACGAAGGACCUCGAGGUGGCGGCGAUGCUGCCGGGGUCCCCGCCUGCCCCCGCCGCCCCUGUGGCCCCGCGGGCGGGUUCCCAAUUCCUGGCCAGCUGGCGCCUGCAGAAGCUCCGCAUCCCGCACCGCACCUCGGGGCGAGCCCGGCGCCGCACGGAGCCCCGCUCGCCGCCCGCGCGGGGCCUGGGGCCGCGGGGCGCGGGGAGCCGCCCCCUCCAGCCCGCCCGCCCCGGCAUCAUCGACUCGGACCCGGUGGACGAGGAGGUGCUCAGGGCGCUGGUGCUGGAGCUUGGCCUCGACAGGGCGGACGAGCUGCCGGAGCUCUGGCUCGGCCACCACGAGUUCGACCCCCCCGCGGACCUGCCGGCUGGCUGCUGAGGCUGGAGGGCUCCAGCUGGGGCGGGGGGCUCCCGCCUCACCCCACUCACCGGGACCUCGAGGUCCGGUGCCGCUAGGCGCGGGCAGCGCCCCGGCUGCCCCACGGGCCGGUGCUGCGGGCUCAGACAGCGCUCGGAGCCCGGCCGAGGGUGGGAAGGGGCAGGAGGAGGGGCUGCGGUCGCGCUGCCCGCCCCCCAAAACGCGGGCGUCACGCUGAGCCAUGCGGCUCAGGCUGCUGUGUAAUAAAAUCUGGGAGGACUGUUCCGUC